AUGAUUGAGGCUACAAGAGGGCUCAGGGGCUCCCGACUCCUGUCCGUCGCCGUCCUCGUCCUCGCCAUUGCUCUCGUCUUCCGCUCCCUCACCCCGGCAGUCCCGCAAAUGGCCGACGACCUGCCCACCUCCAUCUAUGACAUCACCAUCAAGAUAAGUGAUACCUUAUUUUCUUGUGAAAUCGAGUUUAGUAUUGAAACCUGCACUGACGUUGGAUGUAAAUGGGACGAGGAUAUUAGGGGUGAUGACAUAAAACUGAGUGAGUAUGCUGGAGAGGUUCUUCUUAUCGUCAAUGUUGCUUCAAAAUGUGGGCUAACAAGUUCCAAUUACAAAGAGCUAAAUGUCUUGUAUGAGAAGUACAGAGAGAAAGGCCUUGAGAUACUUGCACUCCCAUGUAAUCAAUUUGCUGGUCAAGAGCCUGGCAGCAAUGAAGAUAUCCAGGAGACAAUUGAUGUGAAUGGUAAGGACGCUGCACCAUUGUACAAGUACUUGAAAUCUCAGAAAGGUGGCUUCCUUGGCGAUGGUAUUAAAUGGAACUUCACCAAGUUUCUUGUUGACAAAGAUGGCAAGGUUGUCGAGCGAUAUGCUCCGACGACUUCUCCAUCGAAGAUAGAGAAUGACAUCCAGAAGUUUCAUGGCACAGCAUCAUGA
Messenger RNA from Miscanthus lutarioriparius, 651 nucleotides. Lineage: Eukaryota; Viridiplantae; Streptophyta; Magnoliopsida; Poales; Poaceae. The record is from the annotation of a GenBank genome assembly.